CCAUGGUCAUCAAUCGGCGCCGGUGAGUUGGGGAGAGCAGCCAUGCAAAUCUUCGUGAAAACCCUAACGGGGAAGACGAUAACCCUCGAGGUUGAGUCUUCCGACACCAUAGACAAUGUCAAGGCCAAGAUUCAGGACAAGGAGGGCAUCCCGCCGGACCAGCAGCGUCUCAUCUUCGCCGGAAAGCAGCUCGAGGACGGCCGCACCCUAGCGGACUACAAUAUCCAGAAGGAGUCUACCCUCCACUUGGUGCUCCGGCUCCGUGGUGGUGCCAAGAAGAGAAAGAAGAAGACCUACACCAAGCCCAAGAAGAUCAAGCACAAGAAGAAGAAGGUCAAGCUCGCCGUCCUCCAGUUCUACAAGGUUGAAGAUACCGGUAAGGUCCAGAGGCUGAGGAAGGAGUGCCCCAAUGAGGAGUGUGGUGCUGGGACUUUCAUGGCCAAUCACUUCGAUCGACACUAUUGCGGCAAGUGUGGGACGACUUAUGUCUACAGUAAGGCUGGUGGUGAUUAGAAGUGGUGCUUUUCCAGUCAUGAAGUCACUACUUUCAUAAUAGUUUUAUUUUAUUUUAUAAGUUUAGUGCUUUUUGAUUAUUUCAAGAGUUAAGAAUAGCGGAGUAUUGGUCUUUUUGGAUGUGGAUUUCAAUACCCCUAAGCCCGGUUAUUUGAUGCUUAAUUUUCUCUUUUACCAAUGAGUUCAUUACGCAUGUUCUCUUGAUAUCCCUAGUUGCUCUCUUGUUAGGAUUUCAUUACUGCUUUAUAGUUGCAUUCUUAUUGGCUGUGUGGUUGCUCCAAAGAAUUGUCUUUUGUCAUAUACGCGGGUGGUUUUCCUCUGAUA
Neltuma alba is the source of this 837-nucleotide messenger RNA. RefSeq names its product ubiquitin-40S ribosomal protein S27a. Gene Ontology annotation, cellular component: ribosome. Gene Ontology annotation, molecular function: protein binding; structural constituent of ribosome. The transcript has a single exon. Bases 43 to 513 code for a protein of 156 amino acids. NCBI's taxonomy places the organism in Eukaryota, Viridiplantae, Streptophyta, Magnoliopsida, Fabales, Fabaceae. The record is from RefSeq and is a predicted model, not a curated record. Gene Ontology annotation, biological process: translation.